This is a messenger RNA of Prorocentrum cordatum, 627 nucleotides long. The record is from the annotation of a GenBank genome assembly. Lineage: Eukaryota; Dinophyceae; Prorocentrales; Prorocentraceae.
AACGAGAGCAGGGCGACCUCGGACUUGCUGGACUUCUACCGCAAGAGCUACGAGAACAUAGACCAGACGCUCAGCAGGUUCGAGGUCGCGCGACGACGGGCAGCGGCUCUUGGAGGAUUUCAGAUGGGACCACAGGGCUACGCGUGGAUGUUGAUGACUGCCCUGGGCUGUAGCCCUGCGGAGUGGAAUGAGUUGCUGGUCCACUUCAGAGGUCACUUGCCGAGGACAGAGCAGCAAUUCGCCGAGCGAGUUGAAUGCAUUCGACGGUACGGGCACGUUCUGGAGAAGGGGCCGAUGUCGGUGAAUCGAAGCAGCAAGGGCAGAGGCCAUGGCCAGUUUUUUUUUCCGACGUUCAACUUCGGUGGCGGCGACGGACAUCAAGAUGAUCAAGCAGAUGGCUACACUGGCGGAGGCAUGGCAGCAUCGCGGGCCCCUUCGGCUCCCUGGGCGCCUACCGCGGCAGCGCCGCUGGCGCCAGAUCCGUGGCGGGCCUACUACGGCAACGAGUGCGAGGAGAACGACACGGACACCGACGAUGACGACGGAGAGGACCUGGGCGGCUCGGACUUCCCUGGACAGAUCGGCCAUGACGACGCGGCCAUCCAGCAGUGCCUCUACCAGAACUAU